Molecule: messenger RNA, 1965 nt
Organism: Bathycoccus prasinos
Lineage: Eukaryota; Viridiplantae; Chlorophyta; Mamiellophyceae; Mamiellales; Bathycoccaceae
Exons: 2
Coding region: 1-1965 (654 amino acids)
Molecular function (GO): DNA binding
Source: RefSeq, a predicted model, not a curated record
AUGGAGAAGGAAGAACAAGAAGAAGUGAACAUUAAAGCGAGGAAAGAAUACACCAUCACAAAAUCCAGAGAAAGUUGGACGGACGAAGAACACGGGCUGUUCGUGGAGGCUAUCGCGCUAUACCAGCGAAACUGGAAGCAAAUCAAAGAGCACGUGAAAUCGAAAUCGAUCAUUCAAAUCCGUUCGCACGCGCAAAAAUAUUUCUUGAAGAUUGAAAAGUUGGGCACCGGGGAAGCGGUGCCGCCGCCGAGGCCGAAGAAGAAGGCGAGUCGACCGUAUCCGCACAAAGCGGUGAAACCACCACCACCAGCACCGCCGCCAUCAGCUAAAGUAGUAGUACAUGAGCAGCAGCAACAUGAAGUACCGGUGAAAACAACAGGCGAUGGAACUGCUGAUGCCACUGCAACUAAGAACGGUUCGUCGUUAGUAGAAGCCGCCUCUGGUCUCCCGUCUUCUCCUUCGAAGAAACUCUCGCCGAAGAAACAGUUGCAGAAGCAAGAAGUAUCGCAGAGUAAUAAUUACAAUAAUAAUACGAACGCGAGCGACGAGGGUAAUAAGAAAGCGAAGCAAUCGACGCCGAAAAAAGAAAAGAAAGCUGCAAAACCGAAGACUACUGGAACGAAAAAGAACGCCAACACUAUGAAGAAGAAUACGAAAACACAGAAAUCCUCCUUGCUUCAUCCCGGAAACGAACCGCCGACGGAUGACUUAUUUAGAAGCGACGAUCAACUUGCGGGUAUGGUCGAUGACGAAGCAGAAGAUGAUGAAGACGACGACGACGAGAAUAAUAGAGAAAUCAUGAAUAGCAACGACGCCUCUGGUGGCGGUUCGGCGGAAGACGACGCGAUUAACCGUUUAGUAGAUAGCAACAACGGCACGGCGACAACUUCGUACAAAGAAACCGGCGGUCAUAAUAAAGAGUUGAUGAUGACUGCGACAGAUUUCAUAAACAACAAUAAUAUUAGUGACGAGGACGAUAAUAGCGGCGGCGGUUCUAAGAGUAACCACCAAUGCAUGACGCACGAAUACAUCACGCAGCAAAUGAAUGAAAUGCAAGAGCAAGUUCGAAAUUCCUUGACGGGCGCAACGUACGAGGUGCAAAAAGGAUCAAAAAGGAAAGCACCGAACACCCCAACUUCAAAAGGUACAGACAGAAAAAAAGGCAUCGGUUCUGGAGGUCCCUCGCGUUUGGGAGGCUUUCAUCAGCAACACCAACAAAAUACGAACCAGUCUGCACACGGCUCGAACUUAGGUGGCGCGGGGCAGCAAGUGAACGGCGGCGACCAGUUGCAACAUUCGGCUUGGAAUCCCACGCAGAACAAUUCGCUGACCGAUGCGCAAAGAAAGAAAGCGAAUCAAAACACGCCAAACUUCCAAGUCGUGUACUCCACGUUUGCGAGAAUGUUGGAAAACGAUAGCAUCUCUGCAGAAGAAGCGGCGGAGAAUUUACAAAAUAUGCGACCGAUUGAUCGAGAAACGACCGUUUUACUCGUCGAUAACUUGAAGAAGAAUUUGCUAUCGAAGCGAAUGUGGGAAGAUCAAAUGCAACUCGUCGGCAGUGGGUACCAAACCUUCUUAAACGCCUCUUCCGACGCGAGCGCGGAGGAGAAACAAGCCAAGUUGGUGGAGAGUGCGGUGAACUCUAUGAAGUUUAACAGCGAAAGUGCUCGCGAUGCGACCGCGGCCACGCUUACAAGUGACGCGCUCGUGCCAACGUCCAUGGCGACGCAGCAAACGCGGCCAUAUCCAUACAUGCAAAUGACGAAGAGAGAUUCCGAUGGCACGUUUGAGGAAGCCAACAACGGAGACGAUAAUAACAACACGAACACGGAUUCCGGGAACAACGAUUCCGGGAACGAAAAGAAAGGAUCUGAUGGCGGAUCGGGUGGGACUGGACAAUCUCAACAAACCUUUGUGGAUGUAGUCACUGAUAAGAAGCGUGCAGCGGCAGCGGCUGUUCAAUAA